This is a messenger RNA of Tetranychus urticae (two-spotted spider mite), 1760 nucleotides long. RefSeq lists its product as uncharacterized. The record is from RefSeq and is a predicted model, not a curated record. NCBI's taxonomy places the organism in Eukaryota, Metazoa, Arthropoda, Arachnida, Trombidiformes, Tetranychidae. Gene Ontology annotation, biological process: regulation of DNA-templated transcription. Gene Ontology annotation, molecular function: protein dimerization activity; DNA-binding transcription factor activity.
UUCUCGGCAGAUGGUAUGAGAUGAAGCCGGCUUUCAAAAUAACCAGAGAGAGAUGAUGAAGCUGCGCACGCAUGAAGGGGAAGUUUUCCCUUUAUCUGUGAUUGGUUUGCACUAUUUGAGUUUAGAUCCUUUGGAGAAGUAAAAGUCUUUGACUACUCGGAGGAAUUUCAUUCUCUCUCUUCAGUCUCGUCUGACUUGCUUGUUUUUUGUGUCUCCUUCUCUUUAUAUACAUUUUCUUUCUUUUUUUUGCUUGUAUUUUUUUUUCGUCUCUUGAUUCUCUCUUCUCCCUUCUGCGUUAUACACUUUUCUCUUCUACUUCUGAUUCUCUCUUCUUUCUCUAACUCUGUUUUUUCCUCAACUUAGUCUACGUCUUCUUGCUUUUUUUUAUAUAAAAUAAACUUCUACUAUGGAUUACGACCCUUUUGGUUAUGUGUCCCAGUAUGACAAUAUGGAUUAUAAGUGUCUAGUUCAUGACUGCAUGUGGUCAGGUACCUGUAAAGAGGAUAAUUUACAUGAAUCUACCAAUAAACUAAGUGAUUUCAGUUACUUUUCAACGUCUCCAGUGUAUGGGUCUAUUUUCGAUAUAUUCAAUAUUGACGAUGAAAAUAGUUUAGGUGAGAUUGAUGGUGACAAUGAAGAAUAUGAUGAAGAGGAAGACUCACCUCUUUCUGGACUUUCUGGAGAUUCAGGAGAUGAACAUAAAGUUGUCAAUAAUAGCCAUAUUAAGGAUCACUCUUAUGGUAAUAAUAAAAGUAGCAUGUGUAUUGCCGGUAACAAGGCAACUUGUUCAACCUCAACUUCAACUUCAUCUUCCCUUAUGGAAACAAAUAUAAUUUCAUCAUCAGAUACUAAUUCUUCUUGUUCAUCAUCAUCAUUGGAAUCAACAACUUUACUUCAAUCUUCAUCAAACCAACUAGUACCUUGUUCACAAUUGUCCGAAGUAGAACUUACAUCGAUACCCGCCACUGCAACAGUCACCAGCUCAAUUAUUUCUCCUACAACUUCAGCAACACCAACAGUAGCUAUUAAAACGAUUGGUAAAUCUAGAAAUCCAAAGUCAUCUUGUCAAGAACGUAGAAAAGAAUUGAAUGCUGCUAUCUCAACAAUAACCCAAGCGUCUUCAACACAUGUACCAGCAAACACAUCUAUUCUUAAAAGUACGGGUAAACCAAGAAAUCCAAAGUCGCUAUAUCCUGAACGUAGAAAAGAACAUAAUAAUUCCGAAAAGAAACGACGAGAUCAUCUAAGGAACGCAUUCAACCAUCUUAGAGAUCAAAUACCUAAAUUAAAGGAUGGCGAAAAGAAAGCUGCAAGAGUAACUAUUUUGAAAGAGGCGUCGUCAUAUGUAACUCUUUUAAAAGAGAAACAUCGUUAUUUGGAGCGAACCAAAACUGCUGAAACAAUAAAGAAAGAGAAUCUCUUGAAAAGGCUAAAGCUUCUUCAAUCUGGUUCCAUCGAUCCUAGCCCACAACAACAACAGAUCAUCCAAUUAAUUUAAAAAAAGACAAAAUCUUCAAUAACAUAAAUUAUGUAAUUAAUUAAACCAAACAAAUGUAAAACUUAUUGUAAUUUUUCAAAAAACCCUCCCUUUAUACUUUGUAAGUCCCCCAACAAAACUUUCCCCCCACCAUAUUUUGCGCGACUAAUUAUGGUCGGUGCUCUCAAGUGGAGCUUCUCGAAAUAUACAGAGGGUGGAGAAACUGUUAAUGCAGUUGACUUUCCGUUGAUUUCAAUAAAUACAACAUAGAUUUUUGAUUUAA